AUGGUUUCAUGUUUCGAAAUCCUUAAACUGGCUAAUCCUGAAUCGUCUAUUUUAACUUUGCUACGUUCGUCUACUUGUGUUGCCUGGAAUAUCUACCACACAUCCUUAGAUCAUCGUUUGGGUGAAAAGCUGAACGAAUUAGUUCACUGCGGCACAACAAUCAUCAAACACAACGGGCGGCGGUUCCUUCUACGCACACCCAUUUGUCCUGCAUUGAAGCUACUUAAUCACAUCACCGGUAAGCGAUUUUCCGGUUAUCAUCUUUUGGCUUGA
Molecule: messenger RNA, 273 nt
Organism: Dicrocoelium dendriticum
Lineage: Eukaryota; Metazoa; Platyhelminthes; Trematoda; Plagiorchiida; Dicrocoeliidae
Source: the annotation of a GenBank genome assembly